This is a messenger RNA of Tetrahymena thermophila SB210, 4089 nucleotides long. RefSeq names its product cyclic nucleotide-binding domain protein. NCBI's taxonomy places the organism in Eukaryota, Ciliophora, Oligohymenophorea, Hymenostomatida, Tetrahymenidae. The transcript has 6 exons. The record is from RefSeq and is a predicted model, not a curated record. Gene Ontology annotation, cellular component: membrane. Gene Ontology annotation, biological process: monoatomic ion transport; transmembrane transport. Gene Ontology annotation, molecular function: monoatomic ion channel activity.
AUGAGCAAAUCAGCAUAAAAUUUACAAUAUUAAGACUAUUCUAUGCAAGAUAAUUCAAAAUUUCUAGAUUAAUCUUAGAUCUCACUUCAUAAAUCUAAUUAUAUAUAGUAGAAUCAUGAUUAAACUUUUUAGUUAGCUAACCCAUACAGCAACAGAAAAAUUGAAUCUAGCUUAAAUUAUCCUGAUCUCAUGAGAGAUGGAGAGUAGAAAAGAUAAAAUAUUUUUCUUUAAUAGGAUUCUUCUCUUUAUGAUAGAAAUGUAAAGGUUUUUUCUUAAACAGUUUUCGAUCUAGCUUCUGAUAUUGAGGGAAAUAAUCUAAAUAAAGAUUAAUUUGAGCAAGGCUUACAUAGAAUUUUUGAUUCUAAACAGGGCAACCAAAAAAAUAAUAAUGAUAGUGAUUUACUAAAUAGACGAAGCUAAAAUAAAUUAACUAUUGAUGCUAAAUCUUCUAACGAAAUAAAUAACAGUUAUAAUUCUAAAAAUAAUGGUAGCAAUUAGCUUUUAGAUUAUUAAAAUGAAAAUAUUUCACCUAUGUUGAAGAUACAUAAAACAAAAAAACAUGCAACAUAAGUACCAACAAAUUUUAGCUAAAAAGAAAUUAACUUAUAGAUAUAGAAUUAAUAACCUGAUAAUAAUAGUUCAGGUUAUGGUGGUAAUUUGAUGAGUUAACUUGUUUCCAAAAUGAGUUAGAAACACAGUAGCUAUGCAAUUUCUUACUCUUCUAACUAAAACGAAAGCUAAGUUAUUACCAAUAGAAUGAACGAAUCUAGUUAAGGAAGCAAUAAUGGCUAGAAUAUUAACUAUUCAUAAAAAUUGGAAUUAAAUACUAUAAAUAUUUAAACAGAUAAAGGAAGAAACCUCUUAACUGCAAGUAAAAAUGAUUCUUUGACGAAUAAUUUAAUUGCUUAGGAUAUUCCUUCUUCAGUUGCUAAUAAUUUAAAUAAUAAUUAAAAAGUAAUAAAUUAACCUUUGUUAAAUGACAAAGAAGCAAAUGAUACAAACGAUUAAGCUUUUGAAGAACUUUAAAAGAAGAAGAGAUCUCGAAUGUCAGUAGUUCAACAAUCUACUGUUAACAAAUUCUCUUUCAAAUUCUUUAAAAAAGCAAAUAUGAUUAAAAAAUUUAUAUAAACAAUGGUUUCUCAACUACCUUCUAAAGUAUUCCAAAAGCUUGAGUACAGGCAUUUUAACAUCAUUGGAGAUGCAGUCUUUUAAUUCAAUAAUAUGGUUUCAGAUGAUGAAAUAAUAUUUAAAAAAUAGCUUUAAAAAAGCAAAACUUAACACAAAUUAAGCACUGUGGGAUCAAACAUAGAAAGAGCAAUCAGCAAUAGAAAUUAAUAUAGCUUUACUGAAUAAUUUCCAAUAAUUUAACCAAAUGGAAUUUUUUUAGUCUUUUGGAAUAUAUUUUUCCUAUUCUUUUUACUUAUUUAGUUAGUUAUAAUUCCUUUAUUGUGUGUUUAUGAUUAGGCAAAAGAUACUUAACCCUUUAUGUUUAUUACAGAACCACUGGCCGUAACAGUAUUCAUUAUAUAAAUGCUAUUAAAUAUGAAUACUGGUUUUUAUAAUGAGGGUGAAAUAGUGAAAUCUCGAUUACAGAUCUUUAAGAAAUAUUUAAGAUUUUAUUUAUGGAUUGAUUUAAUAACAAUAUUUACAAUUAUUGCUUGUAUGUAAAAUUAAGACAUUUAAUUUAUAAAACUUAUCUACCUCUUAAGAAUAAUUUAAGUAUUAUAAUUGCUGAAUACGAUAGAAGAGCAUUUUUAAUUAUAAUAAAAAUACUACACUAUUUAUGAACUAACGAAGUUGUAUACUCUAAUUUAUUUCGUAGCUCAUUAUAGCUCUUGCAUUUUUUACUUGAUUAGCAAAUUAGAUUACUAAAAUAACCCAGAUAUUUCUACCUGGAUUAAAAAUAUCGGAGUUACUAAUGAAUAUUGGACUGUUAUUUAUCUUGAUUCAAUUUAUUUUUCUUUUGUUACAAUGGUGACAGUAGGCUUUGGUGAUAUUGUCCCGAAAUCUAGUCACGAAAAAAUCUAUGUGACAUUUUUUUCAGUUGUGUCUUGCGGUAUCUUUGGUUAUGCAGUUAACACAAUUGGUUCUAUUUUCCAUGAACUCUCAUAAAAACAAGCAAACUAUAAGUUAAAAAAGUUUGAAAUAACUUAAUACAUGGAAGGCAGAUAAAUUUAAAGAGCAUCCUAAAUAAAAGUAUUGAAGUAUCUUGAAUAUAUGAAUAGCUAAGAGGAAGAAAGAAACUAUCUUUGCAAAGGUGAGCUUAUCUUAAGUGGAAUAUCAAAAAAUUUACGUGAGGAAAUAUAUCAAGAUUUUUUUGGAAAGAUUUUAUUCAACUCAAAUAUCUUUAAGAACAAUUUUAGCAAUAAACUAAUUUAGCAAUUAUCUCUUGUCAUGAAAGAAAUAACUUUAGGUCCUGGUGAUAUUAUAUUUAAUAAAGGAGAUACAGAUAACAGACUUUACUAUGUAUUUAAAGGAGCAGUUGAGAAUACCCUUGAAAUUAAUAAUUAAAUUAUCAAAUUUGGACAAUAUAUGCAAGGUGAAUUUUUUGGCUAAUCCGGAUUUUUUGCUGAUAUACCUAGAUAUUUUACUGCUAAAAGCAAAGGAACCACUCAUAUUGUUUAUUGUAAAAGAGAAGAUAUGCUCAAACUGAUACAAGAAAAUCCAUCAGACAAAGAAUAAUUUGCUAUGUGCAAAGAUGAAAUUUUGUUUAAAUAAAACAUAUGUGGACAUAAGUGCCUCUCUUGCUUAAAGCCUGGUCACAUAGAGGAAAAAUGCAAUUACAUAAAUAUUAAAAUAAACAAACCUUUACUAAUCGUAAAAAACAAUUUUUCUCUUGAUUAGCAUAGAUGCACAGCAGAAAGACAAAUUAAAAAAAAAUAUAAUGCUAUUAAAAAAUAUAUAGUUACUAAAAAAUUGCUUAAAUAGUUGAGAGUAACCUGUGUUUUAGAAGCUGUAGAAUAAUGGGAUGAUUUAGCAAUACUCCAAGAUAAUAAAAUUACAGACAAAGAAUUUUUCAUGAGAAUGCCUAAAGUAAGUUACAGUGAAGCUAACUAAUGCAUGCAAGAAACAGGAGACUCUCUGUAUAGCGGAGAUGAAGAAGACAUAUAAUUUUUUUCAAAAGAAGAUUAUAAAGGAUCAUAAGAUUUAGUUUAAGGGCUUAGUGAAAUGAACCCAACCUCCAACAUAAACAUAACUAACAACAAAAACUAAAACAGGGUAAAUUUACGUCACUAAACUCAUAAAUUGAGUAUUAAAAAUGAAGAAUUUUCUAUAGACAAGCAAUCUAUUUCGCGCUCAAAAACUAAAAAAGAGACAUACGCAUACAGUUCGCCUACCCAAGUCAAUAAAAGAUUCUAGCAAUUAGAUCUUAAUUUGUCAUCCUCUUAGUAAGGCUUAUUCUUUCCUUCAAAUUAAUAAGAAAAUAAUGUCAGUUUGCAAAGAUAAAAUUCUUAAAAAACAGCUAGGACUAUGCAAAGACAUGAUAGCUCAUCUAGUAUUAACAGCUACUAAGAUACAUUUAAAAGAAAUGCAAGUAGAAAUUUAAGCCACUUUGGAACUUAAGCUCAAACAGCACAAUACAUAAACUUAUAAAUAGCUUCUAAUAUGAUGGCAGCUAAAUAAUAUAGUGAUACUAAAAUUGAAUCACCUAGAAAUCGUUCUAAUUUAUCAGCAUUUAAUCCUAAGCCAUAAGAUAAUAAAUAAGAUUAAAAACUAUCAUCUUUAAAUGCUGAAAAUGCUGAUUAGUAAAAACAAAUUUAAUAAAACCAAUAAUUUGAAGAUUUUUUCAUCGAAACAAUAGAGAAUGAUUUUGAUUUUAUGAAAGAAUAUACUGUUUAUUACCCAUAAAACAAUAUAAGUUAAGUUCUACGUCAGAUUAGAAAGAUUUGGUUGGAAAAAUUCUCAAAAAAGAGGGCUAAAACAAAACACUCAUAAAAAACAACUUAAAAGUCUAAAAAAGAUUUAAAUAAAUCUAUUAAGAAAAGCGAAACAAAAAUAACAUAAAAAACCAAUUAGUAGCUAUAAAAAAUUGAAACUAAAAAUACUUAAAAAACUUUCACAAAUUAUAAUUAAAGCUUCAUGAACUGA